GUGCGGCGCAUAGAGGCAGUCGGCGAGCGGCGCUGGGCGAGCGCGGCGCGGCGUGGCGGCACCGCCAGUGCUGCAGUGAGGGAGGCGAGGCGGAGGAGAGGAAAAAAAAAAAAAAAAAAAAAGAGAGAGAGCGAGCGGCUCCAACUGUUGAAUUUUCGCUGAACCUCCACUUGCUCCGCGGGCGGCUGGUGAAAUGGAUCUGGCUUACCAGGGAUCGGCGUGGCUUUUGCGUGCUGUCUGGCUGAGGCUGGAGACCGUCUGUUUGAGAGGGGCCACCCGUCAAUGAGGCGGAGAAGAGAUCGGGUGUUUUCUUGGGGUUUUGAGAGCCUCUUCACCACAGGUUGCAGAAUUAACUGUGUACUUUGGGGUCCGGACUCAAAUAAAGGAGGAAAAAAAGCAGUGCAGGACUGAGACUUGGAACUAGAUCUGUGAGCUGUGCAUUGGGAACUUAUGGGUUGUUUUUUAUUUUUUUUGCUAUCUUAAUCUGAAAGAUCUCUGAUUAUUUCACACAUAACACUGAGGAAAGGUGGUUAAAAACACUCAGCAAAGCAGGAGACAGACGCGCCUCUGUGCCAGUGAGUGGAUAACAGCCUUGUUUUCCUGAUCCUCAGUCUCCAGGAGAAAGAGAAAAACAACCACCGCCGCCGAUUUUUUAUGUUUGUUAUUUUUACUAUCCUUUGUACAUCUGCGGAGAUUCAAGGAUCUGGAACACUUCGCCUGCCCAAAGGAGAAGACCUUUUUGCCAAUUUUCUGAUUUUUGAAAUCCUCCCACUGCCGAAGUUGGACAGCCGAAGUAACUGCGAGGGGACUGCAAGCACGGCAAGCGCUUGCUGAAAGGCUGCCGAGGCUGCUCCCCCUCCCCCGCGGCCCCCCCGCUCGCUCGCUCCCUCCCUCUGAGCUACAUGGUCCAUUUGCUGCCUCUCAUCCUGUGUCUCUGCAGAUGUUUUAGAGCAACAGGUUCAGGAACUUAAAAUAUAGGGGUGGGGAGAGAGGAGGGGAAAAAAGAAAAAGAAAAAAAAAAAAAAAAAAGGAACGGUGUUGGAGGAGGAAGAGCAAUCCCCGCACAGGAGGCAGAGAAGACGGGGACAACCCUGGUCGCCGCUGCAGCUGCUGCCACCCCCACCCCUGCUCGGGGAUGUACCUUUCCAUUUGUUGCUUCUUCCUCUUCUGGGCUCCCGCCCUGUCGCUGAAGAACCUGAAUUACUCGGUGCCGGAGGAGCAGGGAGCGGGCACGGUAAUCGGGAACAUCGGCCGCGAUGCGCGUCUGGCGGCGGGCACGGCGGGCGGUGGGAUGCUGCCCGCUGAGCGCGGCGGCCCCGGCGGUGGUCGCGGCGCCAAGUCCACCUUCAGGGUGCUGGAGAACUCAGCCCCGCACCUCCUCGAUGUGGACGGGGAGAGCGGGCUGCUCUACACCAAGCAGCGCAUUGACCGCGAGGCGCUGUGCCGGCGCAGUGCCAAGUGCCAGCUGUCCCUCGAGGUGUUCGCCAACGACCAGGAGAUCUGCAUGAUCAAGGUGGAGAUCCAGGACCUGAACGACAACGCACCAGCGUUCCCUUCUGACCAGGUGGACAUGGACAUUUCAGAAAACGCUGCACCGGGCACCCGCUUCCCCCUCACCAGCGCCCACGACCCAGAUGCUGGGGACAAUGGGCUGCGCACAUACCUGCUCACCCGUGAUGACUAUGGCCUCUUCUCCCUUGACGUGAAGUCCCGUGGUGAUGGCACAAAGUUUCCGGAGCUGGUCAUCCAGAAGCCAUUAGACCGUGAGGAACAGAGCCACCACACCCUGGUGCUGACGGCACUGGAUGGCGGUGACCCACCACGCUCAGGCACGGUGCAGAUCAAUGUGCGCCUCAUUGACUCCAACGACAACAGCCCUGUCUUUGAGGCAGCCUCCUAUGUGGUGGAACUGCCAGAGAAUGCACCACUGGGCACAGCUGUCAUUGACCUCAAUGCCACUGAUGCCGACGAGGGCACCAACGGGGAGGUGCUCUAUUCCUUCAGUGGCUACGCACCUGAGCGUGUCCGCGACCUCUUCAGCAUCGACCCACAGAGUGGCCUCAUCCGUGUCAAGGGCAACCUGGACUACGAGGAGAGUGGCCUUAUAGAGAUCGAUGUCCAGGCUCGGGACCUGGGACCCAACCCUAUCCCUGCUCACUGUAAAGUCACCGUUCGUCUCAUUGACCGCAACGACAAUGCGCCCACCAUUGGCUUUGUGUCUGUUCGCCAGGGAGCACUGAGUGAGGCUGCCCCACCAGGCACUGUCAUUGCUCUGGUGCGGGUCACCGACCGUGACUCUGGCAAGAAUGGGCAGCUCCAGUGCCGGGUGCUGGGCGGUGGUGGUGGGCCUGGAGCCGUCCCUUUCACCCUGGAGGAGAACUACGACAACUUCUACACUGUGGUCACCGACCGUCCCCUAGACCGUGAGGCACAGGACGAAUACAAUGUGACCAUCGUGGCACGGGAUGGGGGCAACCCACCACUCAACUCCACCAAGUCGUUCUCUGUCCGGAUCCUCGAUGAGAAUGACAACCCACCCCGCUUCAGCAAGAACCUCUAUGUGUUGCAGGUGCCUGAGAACAAUAUCCCUGGAGAAUACCUGGGCUCUGUAUUGGCCCAGGACCCGGAUCUAGGGCAAAAUGGGACAGUUUCUUACUCCAUUCUGCCUGGGCACGUAGGCGAUGUCUCCAUCUACACCUAUGUCUCUGUCAACCCAACCAAUGGUGCUAUCUAUGCCCUGAGGAGCUUCAACUAUGAGCAGACAAAGCACUUUGAGUUUCGCGUGCUGGCCAAGGACUCGGGUUCGCCCCACCGCGAGAGCAAUGCCACAGUACGUGUCACUGUGCUCGAUGUCAAUGAUAAUGCACCCCUCAUUGUCCUGCCUGCCCUCAUCAAUGACACUGCCGAGCUGCAGGUGCCACGCAACGCCGGGGUGGGCUACCCGGUGGGCACUGUCCGUGCCCUGGACAGUGACUUUGGGGAGAGUGGGCGCCUCACAUACGAGAUUGUGGAAGGCAACGAGGAGCACCUCUUUGAGAUGGACCCCACUAGUGGUGAGAUACGUACCUUGCACCCCUACUGGGAGGAGCUCAGCCCUGUGGCUGAACUUGUGGUAAAAGUCAGUGACCAUGGCAAGCCCAGCCUCUCUGCAGUGGCCAAGCUCAUUGUGAGGGCCUUGGCAGGGCCCCUGCCUGAGGCUGGUGAGCCGCAAGUGAAUGGCGAGCAGCACCGGCGACCACACUGGGACUUGUCUCUGCCCCUGAUCGUGACCCUGAGCACUGUCUCCAUCAUCUUGCUGGCUGCCAUGAUCACUAUUGCUGUGAAAUGCAAGAGAGAGAACAAGGAGAUCCGAACCUAUAACUGUCGCAUUGCUGAGUAUAGCCACCCUCAGCUGGGAGGAGGGGGAGGCAGUGGCGGGGGAGGAGGAGGCAGUGGCAGUGGAGGGGGCAAGGGCAAGAAGAAGAAGAUCAGCAAGAAUGACAUUAUGCUGGUGCCCAGUGAGGGCGAGGACAGCCGGGGCCCCCUCAAUGUCAUGAACGUGGUGAGCAGCCCAUCCCUGGCCACCUCACCCAUGUACUUUGACUACCAGACCCGCCUGCCCCUCAGCUCUCCCAGGUCUGAGGUGAUGUACCUGAAGCCCGCCUCCAACAACCUGACUGUACCCCAGGGACAUGUGGGCUGCCAUACCAGCUUCACAGGGCAAGGGACUAACGCCAGCGAGGCUCCCCCGAGCCGGAUGUCCAUAAUUCAGACAGACAAUUUUCCCGCAGAGCCCAAUUACAUGGGCAGCAGGCAGCAGUUUGUUCAAAGUAGCUCCACGUUCAAGGAUCCAGAAAGAGCCAGCUUGAGGGACAGCGGGCAUGGGGACAGUGAUCAGGCUGACAGUGACCAAGACACUAACAAAGGCUCCUGCUGUGACAUGUCUGUUAGGGAGGCACUCAAGAUGAAAACUACUUCAACUAAAAGCCAGCCACUUGAACAAGAACAGCAAGGCAGAGGCCAAAGACCCAUUGUUGGGAUCUGUGGACCAGCCCGCUGUGAGGAUGGAAAAUUUUCAGAGCAAGAAGAAUGUGUUAACUGCACAGAUGAAUGCAGAGUGCUUGGUCAUUCUGACAGGUGUUGGAUGCCACAGUUCCCUGCAGCCAGCCAGGCUGAGAAUGCAGAUUAUCGCACAAAUCUCUUUGUACCCACAGUUGAAGCUAAUGUUGAGACUGAGACUUAUGAAACUGUGAAUCCCACUGGGAAAAAGACUUUUUGUACAUUUGGGAAAGACAAGAGAGAGCACACUAUUCUCAUUGCCAAUGUUAAACCUUAUUUAAAAGCCAAACGUGCCCUGAGUCCUCUGCUUCAGGAGGUUCCCUCAGCAUCGAGCAGCCCAACCAAGACAUGCAUUGAGCCUUGCACCUCAACAAAAGGACCUCUGGAUGGCUGUGAAGUGAAAUCAGGAGCCUUGGCUGAACCAAACAGCCAAUACUUGUCAACUGACAGUCAGUAUCUAUCGCCUAGUAAACAGUCAAAAGACGCUCCCUUCAUUGCAUCAGAUCAGAUGGCUAGGGCAUUUGCAGAUGUGCAUUCCCGAGUAAGCCGAGACUCAAGUGAGAUGGACUCUGUUCUGGAGCAGUUAGACCGUUCAGCCCGGGAUCUAGGCAGGGAGUCGGUGGAUGCCGAGGAAGUUGUCAGAGAAAUAGACAAGCUCUUGCAGGACUGUCGGGGAAGCGACCCUGUGGCUGUCAGAAAGUGAGGGGAAAAUAAGGACAGGCUGGCAGUUACAUUCCUCUUCUGCUGAUUAAAAACAAAACAAUCAAAAAUAAAUAAAUAAAUCAUAAAAUCCCCUGGCUGUAACAGAUUUACAAGAAUGAAGGAAGACCAAUGCUGCUUUAAGGCUUUUAGUGAACAUCUGAAGUGCCCACAAGUAUGUUCUUUUCACUGCUCUUUCUUUUUGACAGAUAACACUGGUUUCAUUUUGACCAAACUUUCAUUAGGACAGAGUCAAGUACACUAAGAACUAUAUGAAUGAAGGAAAGAUGGUGCCAUUUUGACAAUCUGAUAGGAAGGUGUGAGAAAGGUGGAAUGGAAAUACAUCUGAUACUUUGAGACUGUCCUCAAUAGCUGAUGCUGACUUUACUGUUUACGUAUAAACCCCAAGAAAAACAGGGUUGAAUAUUUCUGCUGAUCUGUGGUGAAUUUCCAGCAGUGACCGCAGGCUUCUACUGAAAGUCCUAAAAAGAGUUCUUGUAGUAGUCCAAGUGACACCGAACAUUAACAUUCAUUUGUGGUAAACAUUUAUGUACAAAGUUAUCUGCCACAAAUAUGAGAAAAGAAAAAAAAAAAAAAAGAAAGAAAAAAAAAGAAGGAACAAGAAAACAAACAAAAACCCACCAUUCCAAUUCAUUACUCAACAAAACAUAUCCUGAUCAUUAGUAAAACACUUCAUAUCACAUUAAGGUUAAAUGUAAAAUGAUAUAGUCCAUCUUGUCCUGCACACACAUAAGAUAAUUCACUUGAUAAAAAAAGAAAAAAAAAAAAAGAUUUUAAUAUCUAUUUAGCAUUUUAGUGUCCAACAAAACUAUAGUUAGUGAUAAGUUUAAAAGAAAAAAAAAAGGGAGAAAUAAGUUUUGAAAAAAAAAUAGUUACCUUUCAUGGUAAUAAUGCGCAAAAGAAAUUAACAUUAUUAACACUUUUAUAUUCAUUUGUGGACACUAAAAUAGCUCAGGAAAGUGAAAAUGUCUUAGACAUCCACACAAAUCACAUGAUCAUUUAUAUGUGCAAAUGUAAGAAGAUUCAGUGUGUUUACAUCAAAUGACAUAUUUUUAUUGAUUUAUUGCAGAUUCAGUGCAUAUGAGCCAAAUUGUUGAGUGUAUAAGAGCUAUAUUGUGUAUUUUAUUAAAUUAAUAUAUAGUUGUGUUGCAAAAAUAUUUGGGCUUAUAUUGUAAAUGGCAAGUGUUGCCUCAGUAGCUGUCGAACUCUAUGAGUUUUGUUUUUUCCUGCUUCCUUUUCCCCAUGGAUUGUGGGAAGCAGUGCCUCAGAGCAAAGUCUCUUGUUUAAUGUAUGGUCUACAAAGUACUGCAGUACAUAAUCUGUUCAAAAUGUGUUUGAGUGAGCUGAUGGAGCUAACUGAAUGGCCUACAAAUACAUCCAUCAGUCAUGGUUAUGUGCAAGUCCUUGUAGAAGCUAAACAUGCAAACACAUAUUUAAUAACAAAAAUUACACUCAAACCCACACCUGGAACCUCCUUGUUUGUUUUGUUCUGUUUUGCUUUCCCAAACACAUGCAGAUAGUCUAUUUAAUGUAGGAUAUUUUAUUGACUUCUUAAGAGAUGACACCCUUUUUAAAGUUUUGCUAAUAAGUUGAGAGAGCUGCAAACAUGUCAGUGCCAAAACAUGUCAAGCCAUAAACAGUAUUUUUUCUGAUUCUUUAGAUUAUGCCAUUGAUUACUGUAGUUCUAGUUAUACAUGGUUUAUCUGGGGGGUGGGGGGUGAGGGGGAAGUUUUAGUUUUGUUUUCAUUUGUUCCAAAAAAUAUUUGCAGAAUAACUUGGAAAGAGUUUCAACUUUUCAAAUAAUUUUUCUAAGGGUAAUUUUAUUGCAUUUGAAAAUUUCAAAAUUACCUUCAGAUGGAAGUUGAAAAAAGACAACCUGCAUUCAAAAUAAAAUAACAUAAAAGAAAAAGAAGAAAAAGAAAAAGAAAAAGAAAAAGAAAAAGAAAAAGAAAAAGAAAAAGAAAAAGAAAAAGAAAAAGAAAAAAAAAGAAAAAAAAAUGUUUAGCUCAGGGUCUGUCCUUACAUGCCUCAGAUACUCUUGGAUGCUCUAUGGCACAUUUUUUAAAUAUAGUGUCUGGGUUAUAUUAAAUUUAAACUCUACUAUACAAACACAAAUAAAAGAGGUUAUUUAAUUUAGGUUGGCAAUCUCAAAUCUCACAAAACCAUACUUUUCAUCAGUUCAAGGAAUAACAGCUACAUUUUCAUGUUGGCAUUGCUGUUAAAGGGUGAUUUUAAUUAGUCGGUCCUACAAUGAAUUGUCUUUGGUUGUUGGAAACACACAUUCUGAAAGUUUGCUCUUAGCUCCUGCUGUUAGAAGAAGUUUACAAUUACAUGUAAACAAAGGAUCUUGUACAUGUUUUAUCAAGCUACUCUCCAUGUUUUGGACAAUUUAUGUAACUAAAAUGUGGUGUUGUCUGUGUUAUAUAUAUUUUUUUCUUUUUGGCCAGGAGACCCGAGAUUGAUUUUGCUUGAUAGCUUGAUAGCUUGAAAUUCCAUAGUGGAGAGGAUUUCCUAUCAUUUGAUCAGUCUUUUAUACGUAUUUCUGUGGUGCUCAUCACUUCAGUGUCUGUGCACCAAGUCUUUAGCUCUGCCAGUGAGAUCCAUUAUUCAGCAAAAUCUAAGCCAGUAUGUAAAUGCAGUCAAGUGAUAGAGAUUUGUGUAUUUUAUAAAUGAUUUUAACACUGAGUAACCAAUUGUACAAUUCAUUGUAUAUGUCUGAAGACAUAAACCCACAAUAUUUUGAGAAAGGGCUGUGCCAAUGUAAGAAGAAUUUACCUUAAGGCUCUCUGUCACUAGUGAUUUACUAGCUUUAGCUGUUUAACACAUUAUCUGUAUUUAGUAGUGAUUAUUUAUUUACCACUCUGAGGUAAUUCAGAAUUCAUGACUCACAGCUUUAUAGAAGAGUUUAGGAAAUCUUGCUUUUAUUUAAUUUGUCUGACAACUGCCUUGUGUUGUAGAUCUUUGGCAUACUGCUUCCAGUAAGCAUAUCCCAGGUUAAAAAAUCCAUUUCAUAAUUUAGGAUUCAUAACGUACCAAAAAAAACAGUGAAGCUUAUACAUUGUGAGUUUUGCUGGUUCAGUUAAAAUUAACGUGAUUAUGUGUGAAGGAAAUACCACACACAAAAGAAUUAAAAUGUAUAUUUUUUUUCUCUUUGGUAUCUCUGCUAUUUAUCACCACUGGAGAAAGAGACAGCAAUGGAAGAUGGAGUUUGCGCUAUUUCUCUCGUUCUUAUGUACGUCUUAUAAAACUGAAAUAAAAUGUCUGUCACAUGACAAUAGAGAGAAUGGCUGAGCUAAGGGAAAGAAAGUAAAGUGAUGAAUAAAAUUGUACUGUACACUGUGAAUAGAGCAUAAGACAUUUUGUAUUUUACUUCCUUUUUUUUUUUUUUUUUUUUUUAAAUUAAUGAAAGCCAACAACUGAGAGUUCCUUAAAAGAUUCGCCAAUCAAAUCAGGACUCAAAAUCAGACCUUAUUUUUUGCCCUCUUUUUUCCUAGCAGGAACAUCAGGAAAGAGAUUCUUCUAAACUAUGAUUUGCCACCUGAGGAGAUAGGCUUUGCAGUCCAAGCUACUCCCAGAAGUUAAAUAUUGCUCACAAUGGAGCAAGGUACAUCACCCAAACAAACUUUUAAGCUGUUUGUUGCCUAAUGGAAGGGAAAUUGCUAAGGUGAAGAAGUCAGAAGCCUAGCAUAUUAUACACCCACUAUUGUUUAACUACUUUCUUUUGACAUGAGGCAAUGAUUACUAUUGCAUUAAUUCAAAUGGAAGUUUUGGCUAUCAAGAUUUGUUGAAGUAUAACUGAAUGAAACCUGAUUAAGGUUUUAACUUCUCUGGCCCAGUUGUGCUACAGGUUGGCAUUCACUUUUAUCAGCCCAUGUCUCCCCAUAUGGCUCAAAGUUGCACCAAUGACUGGUGAAUGACACACAAACAUACAAGAAACAAGCAAGCAAACAAACAAACAAAAAACCCCACACAAACAAACAAACAAAAGCAGCAUACAUUGUAUGAAUUAUCUCAAACGCUAUUGUUCAAUGGCUGUGUUUAAUGUGACCUAUCUGGAAAAUGAGGACUAUGAAUAAAAAGCAAUUACUAAUAGUGGUGUUGCCUGCUUUUGCAUUCAUUAACACAGAAGAAAUGUGUUAAACACUGCAUACCACAGGGAGCCUGAUGGUAAUUACUUUGGAAAAGCAACUUGUGGCAUUGCGGCUGUUACAGCUAGUUAUCAGUUUGCCAAAAAAAUGACAGUUCCUGCUUCAUUUAUUAGAAAUGUGUAACCGUUUUCUCUCAACAGGAAGGUGGUGAAGAGUUUUCAUCAAGCUGGGUAGGUUUAUCUUUUAAGCAGCUGAUGUGCUGAAUCCCUACAGGCUGUUAUUUGCUCACAGAUAUAUGGAGCUGAAUAAAGGAUAGUUUGGUUCAGUACGCUGGUGUGAGUUCACCAAAAGCAUUAUAAAUGAGGGUAAAAGUUCUCAAAGGCUGUCAGCCCAACAUGAAAGAUCAAAACACAGCCUGAGUAUACAAGUGGAGAAAAUAAUCUAAAGAAUAUAAGGCCUUUUUUUUCUUCUUCUUUUAUUUUGUGUGUGUGUGUGUGUGUGUCUUUCUUAAGAGCCUGAGUAAAUAAUUUCAUUUCAUGUUGCUGUAAACAUGACAAAAGCUGAGAAAAUAUGACUGUGUCCUAUGUCCUGCUGAUUGUGGUUGUUAUAAUUUAAUACCUUAAUUAACCUUUUUUUUAAAAAAAUAAAAAAAAAUAAAAAAAAAUAAAAACAAAAAAUGGAAAGAGAAAAGCAAAAAAAAAAAAAAAA
This is a messenger RNA of Anas platyrhynchos (mallard), 9554 nucleotides long. It is a transcript of the gene PCDH17, whose product is annotated as protocadherin 17. Gene Ontology annotation, biological process: homophilic cell-cell adhesion. Lineage: Eukaryota; Metazoa; Chordata; Aves; Anseriformes; Anatidae. Gene Ontology annotation, cellular component: plasma membrane. The record is from RefSeq and is a predicted model, not a curated record. Gene Ontology annotation, molecular function: calcium ion binding.